This is a messenger RNA of Iphiclides podalirius (scarce swallowtail), 1815 nucleotides long. The record is from the annotation of a GenBank genome assembly. Lineage: Eukaryota; Metazoa; Arthropoda; Insecta; Lepidoptera; Papilionidae.
AUGAAGAAAUGUCGUCUCUUAAACGUCGAAUACGAAUGUAUGGGGGUGAAGGAGGUAUACUCGGACAUGAUGAUGGACUGCUUCGGACUUUUGCUGUCACAUAUGGAUGGCAAACCAACAGAGCGGUUGGUUUGUGCCACCUGUGUUACGCGGCUCAGAGAAGCCUUCAACUUCAGGCAACAGGUCCUCCGUUGCGAAGAAGCCUUCCUGCAGCUGAGGAUGGAUGAUGCAGCAUGUGAGGAGCGCCAUUCCGCAGUCGACAGUGGGAGCCUCCUGGAGAUAGAACUGGUCAAAGAAGAGCACGAAGGUGAUACACUCCACAACAUUACAGAAUCGACCGUGGUAGACGCUCUCGCUGACGACAAUGCCGACGAUACCGUCAAGAACGAGGACUACUCCUCCAACGACGAUCUACCACUGAAGCCGGCGAAGAGGGCGAAGACGCGCACAAAAGCGGCUCCGAAGGCCCACGAAUGCGCGGAUAGACCCUCGGACGCUGAGAAGGUGGACCCGGGGCCUGGGAAUGCUAAUGGUGAAGCACCCCCUUUGGACCAAGGAUUGAGCGAGAGACUGCCGAUGUCCAAAGUGCAGCAGCUUAUGCGCGAGCGGGACCCCUCGUACAUGACCGAGACGAACAUACUCACUAUAGUCGAGUACUCGUUCGCCUGCCCGUUCAAGUGCCGCCACAACCACCUGCUCUGCUACUACUGCGGCGAGAGCUUCGCCGAGCCGGGCAUGCUGCGGCGGCACACGGGCGACCACCACCAGCCGCGCCGCUUCAAGGUCACCGAGCACAAGAGCAUGGUCAAGCUGGACCUGACGCGGAUCGACUGCCGCCUCUGCCCCGCCUCCAUACGAACCCUCGACGAGUUCAAGAGCCACGUGGCGGGCCACGGGAAGCUGUACUACCCCGGGCUGCAGGACCCCGUGCUGCCGUUCCACUUGGGCGAUGGAGGCGAGCUCUGCUGCGCCCUCUGCGACUCCCGCUUCCCUUACUUCCACGCGCUGAACAAGCACAUGAACGUGCACUACAGCAACUACGUGUGCGAGACGUGCGGCCUCGGCUUCGUGGACAGGGGGCGCUUCGUGAUGCACCAGCAGAGGCACGAGCGCGGCGACUAUCCGUGCGAGGCGUGCGGAAAGUCCUUCCGCGCCCAGUACAACCGCGACCUGCACGUGGACCGGGUGCACAGGAAGCGCGCCCGGGUCUACUGCCCCAAGUGCGACGCCCGCCUCAUGACCUACCAGCAGAAGCUGCGCCACCUGGUGGAGGUGCACGGCGAGCAGCCGCUGCGCUUCCCGUGCGGCCUCUGCGAGAGGGUCUGCGACACGAGGCGCUCGCUCACCAUACACAGGCGCAAGGACCACCUGAAGGACUACAGGUGCGCGGGGGUGGGGGGAAUUGGGUGGUUCUGGUACAGGAGGCUCUCGCUCACCAUACACAGGCGCAAGGACCACCUGAAGGACUACAGGUGCGCGGAGGUGGGGGGAAUUGGGUGGUUCUGCGACAGGAGGCGCUCGCUCACCAUACACAGGCGCAAGGACCACCUGAAGGACUACAGGUACGAGUGCCACUGCUGCGGGCACAAGUUUUUCACCCGUUUCGCGCUCAACAACCACAUGCCGACGCACACGAAGGAGCGCAACUUCAAGUGCAAGGUGUGCGAGAAGUCCUACCCCCGUCUGAAGACCCUCAAGGACCACAUGAGGAUACACACAAACGACAGGCGCUACCGCUGCCACGUGUGCGGCCAGGCGUUCAUACAGAACUGCAGCCUCAAGGGGCACAUGAAGAGCCAGCAUCCGGAGUACGGG